CAGAGGCUAUAUUUAGUCCUCCCCACCUAGAUACGGCCUUAAGAUCAAGUUUGAAUCUUCCGUAGUGCAGCAGAAUCCCAAUCGGCCCUACAUUUUUCAUUAACUACUGCCAACUACCUUUUCCGCCGGGAUGUGGGUUAUUCACCCGAAUGCUUACUGACUAUCUCUCUGUCUUUCUCUUCUCAUACACACUGAGCAGACGGUGGUGAGGAAAGAGCACAAAAGAAGAAAAAAGAACAUAUGAUUAUGAAUAGCACUAAGGUUGCUGUGGUGGGAAGUGGAAUUUCAGGAGCAGUCUGUGCAUCAAAUCUUGCCAGAAAUGGAAUAUCUGUGACAUUGUUCGAGUCUACCAGAGGCCCUGGUGGCCGCAUGUCUCAAAGAAGAGAAGUUGCUGAAGAUGGGAAGGAGCUAUUGUUUGACCAUGGUGCUCCAUUUUUCAAUGCCAACAACACUGAGGUUCGAGGUCUUGUUCAUGAAUGGGAAGCAAAGGGUCUUGUUGCUUGCUGGAGAGAGAAAUUUGGGUGUUUUGAUCGUGUUUCCAACAAAUUUGUGGACCUAGAACAGGAAGGAUUAAUAAGUAAGAGAUAUGUGGGUAUCCCAGGCAUGAACUCUGUAUGUAGAGCAUUGUGCCACGAGCCUGGAGUGGAAAGUAAGUUUGGAGUGAGUGUUGGGAGAUUGGAAUGGCUAGAGGAUGAGAAUUUGUGGUCGUUGAUUGGUUUAGAUGGGCAAAAUCUUGGCCAGUUUAAGGGAGUAGUUGCAGCAGACAAAAACGUUGUUUCGCCCAGGUUUACAAGUGUUACAGGGAGACCACCACCUCUUGAUUUAAGUUUGGUUACAGAAUUGGCGGUUAAGUUGAAUGAUAUUCCUGUCCGCCCAUGCUUUGCUCUCAUGAUAGCAUUUGCAGAGCCUCUGUCAUCAAUACCCUUUAAAGGCUUCUCAAUAAAAAAUUCUGAAGUUCUAAGCUGGGCUCAUUGUGACAGCAGCAAGCCUGGCCGUUCCACCUCUAGUGAGCGAUGGGUUUUGCAUUCAACAAUGGAGUAUGCUCAGACUAUAAUUGCUCAAACUGGACUUCAGAAACCUUCAAAUGCAACAUUGACAAAAGUGGCUGAAGAACUCUUCCAAGAAUUACAAAGCAUGGGACUUAAUAUCUCACAGCCCCUUUUCAAGAAAGCUCAUAGAUGGGGAGCUGCUUUUCCAGCUACAAGCAUAGCCAGAGAGGAGAAAUGCCUUUGGGAUAAGAACAAGAGGCUUGCCAUCUGUGGUGAUUUCUGUGUUAGUCCAGAUGUUGAAGGUGCUAUAGUUAGUGGCAUAGCUGCAGCUUCAAAACUUACAGAUGUCCUCAGCUGCUUAUGAUAUUCCUAGUGUUAUGACUUAUGAGUUUCUUUUCCUCUGGAUUUGGUGGUUACUGCUGAAAUGUGUAACAUGGCUUGACUCUAGUAGGAAAAUAAUCUCAAAUUUAUAAGCAAAUUCCAGAUCAUUUCAAGUUCUUGUAACAAUAAUGAAUCAAUGUCUACUUCCAUAUAUUCCAAUGUGCAUGAAUUGAUUCAUA
Molecule: messenger RNA, 1549 nt
Organism: Prunus dulcis (almond)
Lineage: Eukaryota; Viridiplantae; Streptophyta; Magnoliopsida; Rosales; Rosaceae
Product: renalase
Exons: 9
Coding region: 241-1353 (370 amino acids)
Source: RefSeq, a predicted model, not a curated record